AUGAAUGUUACAUCUGUCAUCUCUGAAAACAACAACAAGCUGACUGCUGAAAAACAGCAGCUGGAAACCAACCUGUCAGACCUCAACAACAAACUCAGCUCAGAAAAUGAAAGAUUGAGGAGAGACAAAGAUGAUCAGACAGUCAUCAUUGGAAACCUGACAAAGGAAUAUAAUGUCUUAGAAAUGAAGAUCAAGAAUCUAACUGGAGAGAACCAGCAGCUGAAGAUACAAAACCAACAGCUGGAGAAAGAGAAGAACAAAUUAACAGAACAAAUACAAAACAUAGAGAACACUGUCAUCCAGCAGAACUUUGAUGCCUAUGACACAAUAAAAGAUGGAAGUAAACAGCGUGAACUUUGCCUGAAGGGCUGGCUGUACCACCAGUCCAGCUGUUACGCAGUCCACAACCCUACUUACGCUGGUCAGAAAACCUGGGAGGAAGCUCAAGAGAACUGCAGAGGAAAGAAUUCAGACUUGGCUGUAAUAGUUAAUGAAGAUGAAAAGACAUUCAUCAGAGGUAACAGUUGGAAGAAAAAAGGACUCGCUGGCUACUGGAUUGGACUGAGAGUUGAAGACAGGAAAUGGAAGUGGAUCGAUGGAAGUGAUCUGACUAAAAAAUCCUGGAUGACAGAAACGGCUUACAAAAGCGACUGUGCAAUUACUGUCCAUAACAAAGGAUGGGAGUCAGCGUUGUGUGGAACCACAAACGGUUGGAUCUGCAAAAAGGCGGCUUUAUCUGUUUAA
Scomber japonicus (chub mackerel) is the source of this 744-nucleotide messenger RNA. RefSeq names its product killer cell lectin-like receptor subfamily B member 1A. Bases 1 to 744 code for a protein of 247 amino acids. The transcript has 5 exons. The record is from RefSeq and is a predicted model, not a curated record. NCBI's taxonomy places the organism in Eukaryota, Metazoa, Chordata, Actinopteri, Scombriformes, Scombridae.